AUGGUUCCACAACAUCCAUCAUCAUCCAAUGAAUACAGUAUGUCCAAUAAUGCUGCAAGUUACCUAACCCUGAGCGUCCAUGAAAAAGCUGCAGUAGACGCUGAUAAUGAGCGCAAUAUUGUACUCAUUGAGCAGAAUGGGAAUUCAUCAACGAGCUCAAAAAGCUCGUCAAGCAAGACUUCCUCUCCUCAAAAGGGAGAUUUGCAGGUCGAUGAAUUAAGUGAGUCAAACACCGAGUUUGAUGAAAUGGAGUCUUCACUAGGAAAAAAAACCAUGGUAAGCCUUUCCGGUAUCCAUAAGGCUCUAGUGGAGCUCAAAGACUACUCGAAAAAGUCUGACGACCGCCAACAGGAGAUGUUGAAUGUAAUGCGCGAGACACAGCAGCAGCAUCAGGAAGUGUUGAAUGUGUUGUAUGAGCAACGGCAACAGCAUCAGCAACAGCAUCAGGAAGUAUUGCAUGCGUUGCUCAAUGUAAUGCGCUCCUCACAACAACAGCACCAGGAUUUGAUGGGUGUGUUGAUUGCGCAACAGCAAGAACAAAAACAGCAGCACCAGGAUUUGAUGAAAGAACUACAAAAACAACAAAAUAAUAAUAAAUAA
This is a messenger RNA of Naegleria lovaniensis, 600 nucleotides long. RefSeq lists its product as uncharacterized. The transcript has a single exon. Lineage: Eukaryota; Heterolobosea; Eutetramitea; Acrasida; Naegleriidae. Bases 1 to 600 code for a protein of 199 amino acids. The record is from RefSeq and is a predicted model, not a curated record.